Synchytrium microbalum is the source of this 267-nucleotide messenger RNA. RefSeq lists its product as uncharacterized. The transcript has 3 exons. The record is from RefSeq and is a predicted model, not a curated record. The coding region runs from base 1 to 267 and encodes 88 amino acids. NCBI's taxonomy places the organism in Eukaryota, Fungi, Chytridiomycota, Chytridiomycetes, Synchytriales, Synchytriaceae.
AUGUCCAGUACCAGGGCGCUCAAGGAGCUUCGAAUUCACUUGUGCCAGACCUCGCCAGGCAGCCAAGGAGUCAGGGACUUUGUAACCAACAAGUACCUGAAACUAAAGUCUGCCAAUCCAUCACUCCCCAUCCUCAUCCGUGAAGUGACGGGCAUUCAAGCACGAGUGUUUGGAAGAUAUGCUAUGGGAGUUGAACGCAAAGUCGUCUUGGAUGGUUUGACAGAAUCGCAAGUCGAAUCCAAAAUACAGGAAUUGCAAUCAUCGUAA